AUGGACUUUUCACCAAGCAAGACGUUGUCCCAAUCCCUCAUCGAGUCGACAGAGACGCAGUCGGGCCAUGUUCGGAAGCCCACGCCAACUCUUCUUCCGGCCUUCGGCGAAGACGGGCCAUUCUCUUCAUCGCCAUUUCCACGCCCAACAUCGUCGAAACGCAAGUUCGAAGAGGACUCGCCCAGCUUCCCCAAGCAGCUGAAGUACUACCCCACCCCGCAGCCCACGUCGUCGACCAACAUUAUUUCCUCGUCGCCCCGCCAUGCCCGACCGGGCUUCGAACGCACCUUUUCUGCUCUGUCGGAGAGGACCCCACUCGGUGCUGUGCCCACCCUUGAUCUCCCCGCAGAUGGCGAGAUCGUGAGGAUGGGCCGAAGCUCAAAUACUUCCGACUACCAGCUCUCUACCAACCGUCUAAUCUCACGCGUCCACGUCCAAGCGGCCUACCACGCGCCAAGCCCACCGUAUCCGCAUGGAUACAUCGAAGUUGAAUGUCUGGGAUGGAACGGAGCGAAGAUUCACUGCAAAGGACGCAUCUUCGAGCUGAGCAAGGGAGACACGUACAUGUCAGAGAAUCCCGAGACGGCCAUCAUGUUGGAUGUACAGGAUACUCGCGUCAUGAUUGCCUGGCCAUCUAUCCCUGUAUCGAAGUUCUCUUGGGAAUCUGAGGAAGAAGGCAUGCCUACUCCGACUCGUAACCGUACCCAAGAAAACUUCCAUUCCAGCCCUCCUGUCGUGCCACGGUCGCCAGUCUCUCAGAGCCCGAUCCGCCCUCCCGUCUUCGCCGGCCUUGGCACAAACGCGCAGUCCGGUCCCGUUCAAGUAUUCGAGGAUGCCGACGCUAGUGCAGACAGCCCUAGCGUUGACACCCCAGACUCUGCAGACCAGACCUUUAUCCGGCCCUCUCUCCCAAGCUCCAGAACCAGCCAUGAAGUUCGUCCUGUUGUCGACACCAAAGAGAGUGUCAACUUCACUGCCGACGACUUCUCUGACAACGAUGAAGAAAACGAUCCUGUUGUACACUCAUUCGGGCCCUUCGGUCAGAACCUGCUCAACGGUAUGGCCUCGUUCAACACAGCUACGCCAACACAGUCCAACCCUCCCCGUAUGCGCGGACCUUUACUGUCACCAUCCCCCAAACGUCCCGUUACUGAGCCUAUCCGAUUCAAAGAGUCGCCGAUAAAGAACCAUGUCAUUAACCAAUUGGCAUUCUCUCGCAUCCAUUCCCAGCCGCUCUCCGCCAUCCACAGCAACCUUCCCGCUGAAUUGAAGGCUUGCGUGACAAAGAGUACAGAUGGCAAGGACGAUGAGGGUAACGGCACAUCCACACACCUCCCCCAGCUCUCUAGACAAGAACUGAAGAGGAUUCUGGACGACACUCCCUGUGUCGGUGAGAUUCCCCGUGCCGGUAAGGAUGCUGCUGGCCAACCACUUGAGAACGAGUUCUACUAUGUUCCAGAGAUGGACUCCAACCAGAUGAGGCGCGAGACCAUCACCGCUGGCACACGCAGCACUGGACUACGGUCUGUUAGGAAGACACACAAGCAAUAUUACUGGAAGAAGCCUCGCGUUUAA
This is a messenger RNA of Alternaria atra, 1575 nucleotides long. RefSeq lists its product as uncharacterized. The transcript is spliced from 2 exons. The record is from RefSeq and is a predicted model, not a curated record. Gene Ontology annotation, molecular function: protein binding. Bases 1 to 1575 code for a protein of 524 amino acids. NCBI's taxonomy places the organism in Eukaryota, Fungi, Ascomycota, Dothideomycetes, Pleosporales, Pleosporaceae.